Messenger RNA from Sebastes umbrosus (honeycomb rockfish), 2335 nucleotides. RefSeq names its product retinol dehydrogenase 13 (gene crdhl). The record is from RefSeq and is a predicted model, not a curated record. NCBI's taxonomy places the organism in Eukaryota, Metazoa, Chordata, Actinopteri, Perciformes, Sebastidae. The coding region runs from base 159 to 1220 and encodes 353 amino acids. The transcript has 8 exons.
CUCACAGCGGUUGUACGUCACUUCCGGCUCAGACAGCGCGGCCUCUGAUUGGUCGGUGGGAGUUUCCCUCCAGCUGCAGAGAGCUGCGGGUUUUCAGGCUGGAGGGUUAAAAAGCUCCGCAGCGGGCGGCGGAACUCCGUCUGUUCUGACCUGCAGGGAUGAGAGCUGCAGGUCCGGGAGGAUUCCUGGUGCUACCGUGGCCCGGCAGCGGCGGCUCAGACCCGGACCCGGAGCCGAUGGAGGAGGGCCGGGGGGGGCUGCUGCUGAGAUGUGGCGCUCUGCUGGGACUCACUCUGAUCUGUGUGGCGGUGUUGAGGAAGUGGAUUGCAGGUGGAGUGUGUCGUUGUUCGGCACGUCUGGAUGGAAAGACGGUUCUGAUCACCGGAGCAAACACCGGCAUCGGCAAAGAGACCACCAGAGACCUGGCACGCAGAGGGGCCCGGGUUGUGAUGGCGUGCAGGGACCUGACCCGCGCGGAGCGUGCGGCGGAGGAGAUCCGUCAGUCGACAGGAAACGGUAACGUGGUGAUCAGACACCUGGACCUCGCCUCCGUUUACUCCAUCAGACAGUUUGCUAAAGACUUCCUGGACAGUGAAGACAGACUGGACAUCCUCAUCAACAAUGCAGGAGUGAUGAUGUGUCCAAAAUGGCUGACGGAAGACGGUUUUGAGACUCAGCUGGCUGUUAAUCAUCUGGGUCACUUCCUGCUGACCAAUCUGAUGCUGCCAAAGCUGAAGAGCUCCGCCCCCAGCCGUGUGGUCACCGUGUCGUCCAUCGCCCACAAGGGGGGCCGUAUCGACUUUGACGACUUGUUCUUCAGCAAAAAGACGUACAGUUCUCUUGAGAGCUACAGACAGAGCAAACUGGCCAACGUCCUGUUCUCCAGAGAACUCGCCCGACGACUCAGAGGCUUUGGGGUGUCGUCGUUCUGUCUACACCCGGGUGUGAUCCGAACCGAACUGGGUCGUCACGUUCAGGGCUGGUUCCCCCUGCUGGGGGCGCUGCUGAGCCUCCCCUCCCUGCUGCUCAUGAAGACUCCCCGUCAGGGCAGUCAGACCACCGUGUACUGCGCCGUGACACCAAGUCUGGAGGGCCAAUCUGGACGAUACUUCAGUGACUGUGCAGAGAAGGAAGCAGCCCCAGAGGGGCGGGACGACGUUGUGGCGAGGAAGCUGUGGGAUGAGAGCGCCCGAUUGGUCGGAUUAAAGGAAACAUGCUGACCUCGGCCCUGAUGUCUGUGUGCAGCAGGGAAACAGGAAGUGAAGCAUCCAAAGACUGUGGCUCCGCCAUCAGGUGGAGGACGGGACGACCACGCACAUCAGUUAAAUACUCACUGUGAUUGACAGAUGACAGGAGCCAAUCAGAGGUGUCCCUGAGGUCAGGAUGGGAGAAAUAAUAAUAUGAUAAAUAAUAAUCAAUAAUUUGAGUAUAUCAGAUUUAGUUUGCUGUUUUAUCAUCACUUUGUAAACCAUAAUUAAAAUAUAAUGAGAUACAAAGAGUUUGUAUUUUUCGUUCGUUUAUUUUCCAUAAAAACAUGGAACUCUUUUAAACAGCUGUGAUGUUCUGUGACGUGUUCGUAUGAAGUGGGGUGUUCGAGAACGCGGUGCCUGAUUGGACGGUAUUUUACUGUUGACCUUUGACCUGCUGUGAUGUCACAGGUGAUAUUAAAGGUUAAAUAAAGGUUGGACUGAAUGUUCUUUUAGUUUCAAGAUACAGUUUCCCCCAGAGCAGUGUUAAAACAUAAUCAUGUUCCCUUGUUGUUCCAUUUAAGUUCCCUUUAUGUUCCUCUGUGUUCCCCUUAAAUUAAUCUUUUUCUUUUGCUAUAUUUUUCCUUUAUGUGUCCUGAAUAUUUAUUUCAGGUUUCUUUGAUUUUUCCAUGUUUCCUUCAUGCUCCCUCUAGUUUUCCCCUUGUGUUUCCUUACUGUUUUAAUUUUCCCUUAACUUUCCUUCAUCUUUUCUUUAUUCUCUCUUUAUGUCCUCCUCCUUUUUUCUUUUUCUUUUCUUAAUGUUCCCUUUAUGUUACCUUAAUGUUUGCUCAACUUGAGUCAUUGAUAUUUGAGGAUGUUUGUCUUCAGCUGUAUGAAUAUGAAGAGCUCUGUUUGGUUUAUUAAAGGCUGACAGACGUUAAUACUGUUUAAUAUUUUGUAUAUUCAGGAAAUCAGAUUCAGCAGCUUUUUGUUUAACAGUGUGUUUGUGAAUUUAGAUCAGAUAAAUGAGCUGACAUGAUGAAGCAGUUUCAUGUUUCUAACUAUGUAACAUGAGGACUUUUGAUGAUGAAGAUGACAGGACAUAACAUGAUUGUAUAUUUCCGAAUAAAGGAUAUGAUUAUGUUUCA